This is a messenger RNA of Homalodisca vitripennis (glassy-winged sharpshooter), 1029 nucleotides long. RefSeq names its product EF-hand calcium-binding domain-containing protein 1-like. Gene Ontology annotation, molecular function: calcium ion binding. The record is from RefSeq and is a predicted model, not a curated record. The transcript has 4 exons. Lineage: Eukaryota; Metazoa; Arthropoda; Insecta; Hemiptera; Cicadellidae. Bases 1 to 885 code for a protein of 294 amino acids.
AUGAGGGGUGGCGGCGCGCUGCUCAAGAGUGUCUCGCUGUUCCUGUCCAGUGGGCGCCGAGCCUCCCGCAGCGCCGCCCCACAGCCGCCGCCGCCCUCACCGCCUCGCAAGCAGCAGUCGCCGUCCAAGCGUGCCAGCGCCGCACACGCGCCCGCCCCCGCGCCCGCCGCCAACAAGAAAAUGGGCGAUGAGAAGUCGCCGGCACAACAAGCCAUCCUCAACAAUACCAAGUCUAGCGCUAAAAUUAUCGACUCUCUGAAGAAACAGACUCACUUCUCCAGACAAGAAAUAGAAGCUUUAAGUAAGGUUUACAAGAAGCUUGUGGAAUCACACAGUCUGAACGGCCCAGUUCCUGCUACUCCUGCAGUGCAUAUCUCAAGUAUACAGGCCAACAUCGUCAAGGGUGAGGGUCUAGAUCGCAUGGUGUUCAGGGAGCUUUUACACAACACGUUCGACGUGGUCACCGAAGAGGUGCUGAUGGACCGCAUCUUCUGCGCCUUCGACCGCUGCAAUGUGGGCCUCAUCCGCCUGGAAGAGUGGGUCUGCGGGCUAUCGGGCUUCCUGCGCGGCUCCCAUGAGGAGCGAACUGCCUUCGCCUUCUUCGUGUACGACCUCAACAGUGACGGGUUCAUCAGUCGCGAGGAGAUGUUCCACCUGCUCAGGAACAGCCUGGUUAAGAGCCCACAAGACGAGGACCCUGAUGAAGGAGUGCGGGACUUGGUGGAACUGGCUCUCCGCAAGAUGGAUUAUGACCGCGAUGGCAAAAUCUCUUUCCAGGACUUCAAAAACUCUGUGACAGAUGAGCCUCUACUACUAGAGGCCUUCGGCCAGUGUCUACCAGCAGACACCGCCUGUCAGACCUUCCUCUCCACACUACAGUGCUGAGUCGAUAGACCGUUACACUAAGUUAGGUUAGGUUAAAUACUAGAAUAUAUUCAAAUCAAAUUAUUUUAGAGAAAUAAUUGUUGGAUUAGUGGUAAGAGAUUUAUUUUAUAGUACUGCAAACAAAAAUACAAUUAUUGUGGAAGG